This is a messenger RNA of Candidula unifasciata, 167 nucleotides long. The record is from the annotation of a GenBank genome assembly. Lineage: Eukaryota; Metazoa; Mollusca; Gastropoda; Stylommatophora; Geomitridae.
GUGUCAACAAAAAAGUAGCACGCACUAUCGGCAUCUCCGUGGAUUACCGCAGACGAAGCAUGUCAAUUGAGUCCCUUCAGCAGAACGUACAGCGACUGAAGGAGUACAAGACCAAGCUGAUUAUCUUCCCACGCAAGGAGGGCAAGCCUGGCAAGGGAGAUGUUUCA